AUGACUUAUCCUGACUUAAACUUUCAACAAUCACGAAAUACUUCAACUAAUAUGACUUAUCCUGACUUAAACUUUCAACGAUCACGAAAUACUUCUACUACAACUCAUCCUGACUUAACCUAUCAACAACCACCAACUUUGGAAUAUUUUG
Molecule: messenger RNA, 151 nt
Organism: Racocetra persica
Lineage: Eukaryota; Fungi; Glomeromycota; Glomeromycetes; Diversisporales; Gigasporaceae
Source: the annotation of a GenBank genome assembly